AUGGCUAACGAACUAACCCCUUUAAAGAGCAAUGACGAAGCAGAUGACUACUAUUUAGAGGAGGAGGAAGAGGAAUGGUCCCAAACCGCAAUCUAUGCCAUGUGGGGUGGCGGUGUGGCUGUCUGCUUGGGUAUGCUAUACCUUUUUAUCUUCUUCUUGCCAUCUGUGUACAUACCUGUGGCAAGACCUUUGGACGGGGUGGUAAAGGUUGCAGAAUUAGACGUCGGACUCCUGGUUUUAUCCCCAAAGAGAGUCAAGGAGUUGGGUUUGGAUAAGUUUCAGUUCAUUGAUAACGAUAAGAAGGACGAAGACGAAGACGACUACGAAGUAGAUGAAGCUAAUAAGGACGGCAAUGAUUAUGAAGCGGAUGAACAGGAAGAUGGAGAGCAUGCAGUCUCUACCGCUAAUGGAGUGGAAAGGUAUAUUCUUGUCGGAGACGUUCACGGAGAGUACCAAAACCUUCAAAGGCUUUUAAAGAAAAUCCUGUACAACAAGAAAACAGACUAUCUCUUGCUACUUGGAGAUUUCAUCACCAAGGGCCCCGACUCGUUGAAAGUGCUUGACUGGGCGAUUGAAAACGACGUGGACUGUAUCUUGGGUAACCAUGAAUACUAUGUGUUGCAGAACUAUGCCCAGUUCCACAACUUGUAUGCUCCAUUCUUCCAGGACUUGAACUCCACGUCCAUGGAAACACACUUCUCCACCAGAGACAAGUUCAACAAUGACCCCGAGUACUUGCUUGCAAAGAAGUUGCAACUACACCAGGUUGAAUACAUAAAUAAAUGCUCAGUUAUUAAGAGGUUGGGGCAGGUACCGUUCCAUAACCCAGAGGCUAACAAUGGGACCAAGAGAUCGGUUCAAGGUGCCGCUGUGCAUGCUGGGUUGCGCUGGGACUUGUUGGCAGAUCUUAAUGAGCAAGAGCCCAUGGAUAAUUUGGAAAUGAGGAAAUUAUUACCUCCUUUCUACAACGAGACUACAGACGAUCCACAUGCCGAAGGUGCCAUUGGUUGGACUAAGAUCUACAAGAACAAGCAAAAGGCAUUAUCAUUGAAGGAUAAAUUGGUAGUUUACUACGGGCACGAUGCGAGAAGAGGACUUCGCUUGAGCAAGUACACUAGGGGCUUAGAUUCUAGGUGUAAUGCCGGAGGGCACCUUUCUGCUAUGAUCAUAUGGAAGGAAGCAGGUGCGAAGGGAAAGAAGGUGGUCUAUAAAGAGCAAGCAUUCCAAGUUGAAUGCAAAUAG
This is a messenger RNA of Dujonia railenensis, 1242 nucleotides long. Lineage: Eukaryota; Fungi; Ascomycota; Pichiomycetes; Serinales; Debaryomycetaceae. The record is from the annotation of a GenBank genome assembly.